Molecule: messenger RNA, 5848 nt
Organism: Anneissia japonica
Lineage: Eukaryota; Metazoa; Echinodermata; Crinoidea; Comatulida; Comatulidae
Product: B-cell lymphoma/leukemia 11A-like
Exons: 3
Coding region: 395-2881 (828 amino acids)
Biological process (GO): regulation of transcription by RNA polymerase II
Cellular component (GO): nucleus
Molecular function (GO): RNA polymerase II cis-regulatory region sequence-specific DNA binding; DNA-binding transcription factor activity
Source: RefSeq, a predicted model, not a curated record
CAACCAUAUUUUAUGUACAAUUAUUAUUCUUUACGAUCUCAGAUUUGCUAGGUAUUAACACAAAGUCAAUUAAUGUCUCCGAAUGCAGCUAUAGAUUUAAGUAGACAUUUAGUGGUGGAGAUGAACUGCGCUAUUUAAAAAUCUGCUUAUGGUUUAAUCACUUACUUUGAAACACCAGUAAACUAUUAGCAUAAUUCCGAAAACCUGUGUAUAUUGUAUAACCGUGCCGGGAGAAAAGUCUGUCGUAUUUAAAUUUAUGUAUUGCUAAGCCAACAGUGUUGCAAGGGAUUUUAAUGGCGUGUUUUUGAAAAUAGGUGAUAUGUGCAGGUGGCCGGGACUGAUAUCGGUUCAUUCGAGUUAUGAGCGUGUACUGUAUCCAUUUUAACCUUUCAGCAUGGUGUUCCUAUUGCAGUAUAGGCAGGUGCACAAGUAUAUGGUAACAGAAGAAAACGAAACUUUAGAAGAGCCGUUGGAAGGGGACGAAGCUCCCAAAAGCGACCUAAUAACAUGCGGUAUCUGCCAACAAGAUUUCGAGCUGAGCGAUAUCGUGAAGUUCAUUGAUCAUAAACGAAAAUGUCCACAAAGAAAUAAUAUCGAAAAUAAUCAUAAAGAGCCACACAAUGACGUGGGUGGGAAAGCAUUGGUGCGGAGGGCACAAAAAACGAAAAUCAUAACUAACAUGAGGAGGCAAGAGAGGGGGAGCUCCUCAUGGGAUUCGCCAAUCAGCAAUUCAACACCGGUGGUCAAAUCUAAUGAGGAUCAUUCCGAACAGAAUAAAAAAGGAGAUGAUGAACCUGUAAUCCACAUCUGCUCAACUUGCAAACAGGAGUUCAGCAGUGCCUGGAGUCUGCUAAUCCAUGCACAGAAUCAGCAUGGCAUGAAGAUCUAUCAAGAACAGGCAGAACAAAUGGAGAAUGAUAGCCAAUCUCCACAUUCUGUUCAAUCCGUUGACACAAUACUGGCUGAUGUCUCUUUGCCAGCGACCUCUGUGAUGACUGGAUCUCCCACCCGCCCAACUCCAAUCAAGCCUUACCCAGACCCACCUCUUUAUCCAACACCGGCUAUAAAACCCCCUUCACAUGGGAAUGGGAGUCCUCCAAGGCUGCAACACAUUGAUGCUAGAAGCCGAUCAAUGUAUCAUCAUCAUCACCCGGCACUAUUGGAGCGAUACCAGAUCAGAAGUGGUGGACCAGACCAUCUAUAUGGUCCUCCUCCAAUGACUCCAAAGGAUUGGAAUUUGCACUAUGAAUGUCCUUUAGGAUCUGCCUUUGAAGAAAUAGGCCUUUCGUACAAACAAACACCAAGUCAACCAGUAAUACCAAUUGACCGUAGCCCAGAUUAUUUCUCUCAAAGACUAAGAAAUGUAGUGGCAAAAAGGCCACCAGAAACGCAACCCGAAACACAAAUUAAGAGACGGCCCGUUCACCCUUCAGUAUUUCCUUACUCUUUGUUGAAGACUUCUCCAGUACAACCGAAGGACAAAAUCUGCGAAUUCUGUGGGAAGUGCUUCAAAUUCCAAAGUAAUCUGAUAGUACACCGUCGAUCGCAUACUGGUGAAAAACCUUUCAAAUGCAAGCUGUGUGACCACGCCUGUAGUCAGGCAAGCAAACUCAAACGGCAUAUGAACACUCACAAAUUGCGCUUACGUCAACCGUUUGAUGGCCCUGGCCAUCAGGACAAUGAAGUAACAAGCCCGACAGAUGAAGAAUUAUCAAUUUCUUCAUCUCAAUCAGAUAACAAUGGCACCAUCAAUUCAGCACUGAAAUUCAUAACCGAUAAAACCUCUCCAAAUAACUCAGAGGAAGAAGAGGAGGAGGAGGAGGAGGAAGAGGAAGAGGAGGAAGAAGAAGAACUUGUGGAGGAUGGUGUACCAGAGGAGGAAAAUGGUGGCACUGAGGGAAUUGAUAAAGAAAUUAAGAAAGAAAAUGAUCUUGAGAGCAAAAAUGAAAAAAGCGAGACAAAAACAGAAACUGAAUCAAGAAGUAACACCCCAGUUAAUCAAGUUGGAAUUAAACAAUGCGAAAGUAUCUCUCUUCUGAGCGAUGUUAUGGCUCAAACAGGUCUUAGCGAUAUUCCAACUUACAAUGAAGCGUUUGAACAAGCUAUGAGAGAAAGAACAAUUUCUGAAAAACCAGAACUGCCACAACGACCAGCAAGCCAACCGGAGUGGCCUAAGGCAAGCUAUCCCACUGAAAAGUCUCCGCAGGAUCCCGGACCAUCAAGGAGAUUAAGUCCAAGUGACAGACCAUCUCCGGACCAUCCUAGUUUUUCCAGAAUUUCAAUUUCUCCCAGAAUAAAAGAUGGUAGGGGAAGUGUAGGAGAGCCCCCUAGUAUAAUGGAAUUUAACAAAAAUAUAAAAAAGGAACCACCUCCAAUGUGGCCGUUGGAUCAUGUGAGAGAAGUUAUCGCGUGUCACACUUCACCAAUUGAUAUUGGGAACAUGAAUGGCAGGUACAGGGGAACACCCUUUCCACCAACAGUCUCGGCGGAGUCGAUCAUGUCUACAACUUCUUCUCGACCGGCGAUAAGCCUUGUGCCGCCCGCAAGACCACCGAGGCCGGCCGGGGAACGCAGAAGCGACAAAUGCGAGUACUGUGGCAAGAUCUUUAAGAACUGCAGCAAUUUGACAGUGCAUCGCCGGAGCCAUACUGGUGAGAAACCGUACAAAUGUCAGUUAUGUAACUACGCUUGUGCGCAAAGUAGUAAGUUGACACGGCACAUGAAGACGCACGGUCAAGGUGCGAAAGAAGUGUUUAAAUGUGAAGUAUGUUCAAUGCCUUUCUCUGUAUAUAGCACGUUAGAGAAGCACAUGAAAAAAUGGCACUGGGGAGCAAUUAAAGGUACAAUACCAAGACCUGAACCAGUUCUAGGUCACAACUGAAUAAUGGUAGACUCCUUAAAAUAUUGUCUUGUUUGUAGGUAAAUAUUUGAGCUCAUUCUUGUUAAUUUUCAUUGGAAAUUUAAUGUUUAAACUCGAAGCUGCAAAUGACAAUCUCAGCAUUAGAUUCUAAUAUACUAAUUAGAAAAUUUGGGGUUAUUUUUUUUUCCAACUGUUACCUAACCCCCUUGUAACAUACCUCCUGUCUAACACAUAUACUCACCUACUGCCGUUUUCAUUUAUAAUAACAGAUAUUUGCAGAUUACUGGUUCAGUUUACGGACCGAUUGUCUUCUAUAAUAUGGCUGUUUUAGAAAAUUUAAUAUAGAUUGCAUAUUAUACAUUUUUGCCUUUCUGAAAAAAAUAUUAUUAAUAUUAUUAUAAUUAAGGUGGUUUUGUAUGAAAUUAUUAUCAAGAGCAAGAUUUUAACUUUCUUUUUAACGACACACCGACAAAAUAGAGAGAAAAAGAGUUUUUUGCUAUAGCAUUUAUAUGUGCAUACUGUAUGUAUGUCAACUUUGAGUUCGUUGCUUGUUGUUGUGCUGGCCAAACCUUGUUGUACAAACAAGACAUAGUGUUGUGCAAUAUAACCAGGAUUAGCCUGAGCUUCAAGUAUUUGCUCAAACAUAAUGUUUUAAAAAACAAUUCUUGAAACAAUUGAUUGUUUCCACUGAACAAAAGAAGUAUAAUAUUAGUAAAUUUCUGAAAGUCAUGGUUUUUUAAACAGAAAUAAACAUCAAUUCUUAGAUAUCAAAAUUCAUUUUGCUAACAUGUUUUAAAAAUAGGUGAUAAUUUUGCAUUAAUUUUUUUAUGAUAUAUGGUGAAAAGUUUGAAUACCAAAAUUGGUAAUAUUUUAUAGGGGAAAAGGGAGUUAUUGCAUUAUUUUAUUGUCGGCAUCAUGUAAGUAUUUAAAAUUUUAAGAAAACAAUUUUAUACAGACAUUUGGUUCUAUUCUCCAGAUAAGGAGAAGAUUCAUUUUUUUCGGACCAAUAUGUGAUGGUUUCUAUACUAAAUAUUUUAGAGAUAGACAUUUAGAGAAAAAAAUCUGGGGAUAAAACUAAGCAUUAUAGAGUCAUCUAUUUGUAGUUAAUAGUAAGUAAUAGGAAUAACUGUUAUUAAUAUUUAUUUGUAUUAUGCAAAUCCAUAAUUUGUUUGAAUGCUUGGCUUAAUCCCUGCUCACACAAUCAAGAUUUAUGAGCAAAUAUGUGUGAUUUGUCCAUAUACAGGCAUGAUGACAUCAUAACACAUUAUAUGGGCAAAAUGAUGUCAUAACAUACAUGGGCAUGCUGAUGUCAUAAUAUACAUUGGUAUGAUGAUGUCAUAUAAUAUUAAUAAUAUAAUAUUAGUAAUAUUAUUACACCUAUAUAUGACCAUGAUGGCAAAUUACAUGUAUUUGUCGUAUAUAAACGUGAUAGUACAUGGACUGAGAUUGAUAGAUGUUAUUGGUAAGGUUUUUAUAAGACUAAUCCUUAGUAAAUUUAAAAAUAUAUAUAUUUUUUAAAAGCUGGGUGGUUGCUCAGAACCAAAUACUAAACUGUAUACCCUUCUCUCUGUACUCAAUAACAGCUUAGUCACAGAAAGCGGGGGAGCACCAUUAUGAAUCAAAUAGUGUCGGUAGUAAACUCCUGAUUGUUCUCUUCUAAACUAAGUAACUUUACUUUUAAAAAGAAAUAAGUAUUUUUAACUAAAAACCUAAGGUCAUUUUGUGCAUGAAUGAUGGUGAAUUAGAACAACUAACCCUCCUUGAUAUCCUGAUAUAAAUGGCCCAAGGCAGAGUAAUUGUACAAUGGGUUUUGUUAUUAAUAUGCAGUAUUCCAAUUCUUCCUCAUAUAUAUUAAAUAAUAAUGAAUUUGUUAUGGAGUAGCCCCUCCAUUAGGGAUAUUUAAAGGUGUUAUAUGACAUCCUAAAAUAUGAAUUAGGAACAACCAUUUUUCAUAACCCAUUUUUUAAAACAUUUUAUAGAGAUGGAGAAUGAAGCAUCAAUCAAACACUGUAUUUUAUCCUCAACAGGAUUUAUUAGAUCCAUUAGAUUGUCUUGAAAACCUAUGGUUACAUAUUUUUCAAAUCGUGUGUGAGAUCGUAUAUAGGCAUAAGUUGAAGGUUGAUUAGUCGUCAAAAUGUUCGUAUGGACUUUAUUCUGUUUGUUAGAUACCCAUAUUACACAGCAACAGGUGUUUCUUUCCCACCCCCACUAAAAAUUGUAAAGUAUUUUUUUUAAAGUGAACUUAUUGGCGGAAGAUAUCCAUUUUAUACAGAAUAAAUAAAUUAUUUGCAAUAUUUAUAAAGUAGAUAUUAAGAAUCUACACAUUUACGAAUCUAUAAAUUUAUAAAUCUACAAAUCUGCGUGGUUAGUUUCAACCAGAUCAUGAAGACGAAAGUGCUGAAUACACACGUAGAGCAAUAUAAAUAAUUAAUCAAAGACACUAGGUUACAAACUCAACAUUUUAUUUUGCACUACAGACUGUUUCAUGAGGACACAGCCUCAAUCAUCAGGUGCUCGACUCUGAUUCAGUGUCUUUGAUUACUUAUUUAAAUCUACAAAUCAAAUUUUUUGUCAAAACUAAAAUUAACUAUGGUUCAUUAUUUUUUUAUAUACUGUAUCAUUAUUUUUUUUUGUAUACUGUAUAUGCCUGCAUUUGCGAAGUUUAUUAUGCAGGUUGACUCUGGAAGAAAGUGCAAAUUUCGUUCAUUUUAUGUGUUCAUUAAUGUUCCUUCAAGAUGUUUAACCACUGUGAAAGCAAGACAUUUAAAAAAAUGUUCACCUCAAAAUUCCAAGUCAGCUAAUUUCACUUUUCUUUUUUUUUUUUUUUUUUUUGAAUUUGUAUAAACCCUUACUCUAUCCAAGUAUUAUAUUAUGGUUAAUGAGAUAAACAAUUUAAUUUAUAUUUAUUCUUAAAACAAUUAUAAUGCUUUUUAAUGACCAGCCAUUUGAUAUCUGUUACUUUUUUGCAAAUAUUAUUAGUACCAAGGA